Sycon ciliatum is the source of this 2827-nucleotide messenger RNA. RefSeq names its product nucleolar RNA helicase 2-like. Bases 122 to 2290 code for a protein of 722 amino acids. The transcript has 2 exons. NCBI's taxonomy places the organism in Eukaryota, Metazoa, Porifera, Calcarea, Leucosolenida, Sycettidae. Gene Ontology annotation, molecular function: ATP binding; RNA helicase activity; RNA binding. The record is from RefSeq and is a predicted model, not a curated record.
CCUACUAGCUUUGAAUCCACUUGCCACAUGUGCAUUGACAAAAGGUUUUCUGUAUUUUCUUUGUCAGCAGUUCCUUGAAGAUUGUCCUGUAGUUUGUGCUUGUGGUUGUCUAUUUGGAAUCAUGAAGCGAAAGGCUGAAGAUGAGGAGGAUGCUGGUAGUGAUCAAGAGUUGGUCCAUGGCAAAUCCAAGAAGGUAAAGAAGGAGAAGAAAGACAAAAAGGAAAAGAAGGAAAAAAAGGUGAAGAAAGAGAAAAAAGAGAAGAAAAAGAAGACGGACAGCAGUGACGACGAUCAGGAAGAGCUCACGCCUCCAGAAAGUGACAACCAGGCGACUACUCGGGAGGGAUCUCCUGAUGAAGAGGAGUGUCUGGAAGCGCUGACUCCCCAGGAACGGGAAGGCACAUUCUCCAAAUUUCGUAUAGCAACAGCAACUCAAGAGUCCCUUACGAAACGUGGAAUAACGUACUUAUUUCCCAUUCAAUCCCGCACCUUUGACGAUGUAUAUGAUGGUCAUGAUGUCGUAGCUCAAGCUCGUACUGGCAGUGGAAAAACGUUGUCAUUUGCUCUACCUGUGGUAGAGCGUCUUCUAGCUGAGGGACCAGUCACAGGCCGCGGAAGAGCACCAAGAGUGCUUGCCCUUGCGCCAACGCGUGAGUUGGCUGGACAAGUAGCCGAUGAAUUCCGGCAGAUCUGUGGCAAGAGCCUCUAUACGUACUGUAUCUAUGGCGGUGCUCCUUACGAUGCACAAGAGCAAGCCAUAGCGAAUGGAAUCGACAUUCUUGUUGGAACACCGGGUCGUGUCAAGGACCACAUGGACAAGUUCAUGGAUCGUGGCCGUGGUCUGGAUCUGACCAAGCUGAAAGUGGCCAUCCUGGAUGAGGCCGACCGUAUGCUUGAGCAGGGCUUCUCAGAAAAGGUUGAGGCCAUUCUGGAAGGUUCCUUUCAAUUGGAGAAGAAAGGGAAGAAGCAGAAAGAUUCCGAGUCCGGUCAGCCCCAGUUGUUGCUCUUCUCGGCCACGCUGCCAAGCUGGGUGAAUGACAUGGCGAGCCGCUACAUGGACAAGCCCAAGCAUGUGGACCUGAUUGGCAGUGCAGUGAUGAAGACAUCUGAAACGGUGCAACACAAGGCACUCCGUUGCCGCUGGCAAGACAGAGCUGCAGUUCUCAGUGAUGUCAUCCAGGUGUACAGUGGGUUGCACGGGCGCUGCAUGGUAUUCACGCAGACAAAGAGUGAUGCCAAUGCUCUUGUGCUCGAGUCGUCGGAUCCCAGUGAUCGGCAGUCACCGCCGGACAGAGCAGAUGGCCGGCAACGAACCACCACCGGUGGCCUGCGUCAGGAAGCGCAGGUGUUGCACGGUGACAUCCCGCAAAAGCAGCGCGAGCAGACUCUGAGGGCUUUCCGAGAAGGUCGCGUCAACGUGCUCGUGGCUACAGACGUCGCUGCCCGUGGACUGGACAUUCCUGAAGUGGAUCUCGUCAUUCAGUGCGAGCCGCCAAAGGACGUUGACUCGUUCAUCCAUCGAUCCGGAAGAACCGGGCGUGCUGGUCGUGCUGGUGUGAGCAUUCUCUUCUACAAGCCCGGCCAAGAAAGUUUAGCCAAGUUUGUGGAGCGCAAGGCCGGUAUUCGAUUCCAGCAGAUCGGCGCACCACAGCCGCAAGAUAUUCUCGCCAUGGCAGCGCGAGAUGCUGCGCGCAGCUUGAGCGACGUGGCGCCCGAAGUCUGUGUGCACUUCCGUGAUGCAGCCGAACAGCUGGUUGCUGAACGCGGUGCCGUGGACGUGAUGGCCGCAGCUCUUGCCGUCUUGUCUGGCACAAAGGAGAUCAAGUCCAGGUCACUGCUGACUGGCCAGGAGGGCUACACAACGUACGUCAUGGCAAGCGCUAAUGAGUUUGGCCACCAGUCCUACAUGUGGAAGGCACUGGAGCGCAGUCUGCCCGAGGUCAAGCCGGAGGUGCGAGGCAUGCGCAUGGGCCAGGACAGCAAAUGUGUCGUCUUUGACGUUCCGUGCAACUUGACCGCACAUGUCUCAGAGACCUGGGAGGACACGCGUGCCACCACACUGACAGUUGCCACCGAUCCUUUACCGCCACUGGUACCCGAGAUAAAUCGCUAUGGCAGCAGUGGUGGCGGUAGCUUCCGAGGCAAUAGUGGUGGUGGCUUCCGAAGUGGUGGCAGCUUCCGAGGCAAUGGUGGUGGUUUCCGCGGUAAUAAUGGUUUCCGGAGCAACGGUGGCAGUUUCCGAGGAAAUGGUCGUGGUGGUGGUGGUUCAGGCUCGUGGCAGAGGAGGUAGGAGUUCUGCGUCUCUUAGUACCACAUGUUGCCUGACGGUGGUGUGGUGAAUGAACGACUUCUUCUUUAGGAUAGGUUCUGCAUCUGUAUUGACCUCCGGCAGAAUGAUAACCCAACCAAUUCACCCUCCUGUUAGUGUUAACGCAUAGUCUAUAGCUGUUGUGUACAUAUGGAUCACCUGUACAGUCAUUAUCUUUCACCCACGAAAUGUGGUUUUGCAUCUAUCUAGCAGUCAUAUUUCAUACCAACAUACUAGCCUAGAUCUGUACCGCAUUAUUGAAUUGUACAUAACAGUGCUCUUACGGAUAGAUUUGUUGUACAGCAUCUUCACACUGCACGCUGAAGGUUGUCUGGAAGAUAACAACAAUUUGUACAUAAAACGUCUUUCUCCUUUACUUUCCCCACAACACUGUGUAGUUUUGUAGAUCCUUCUUUCUGUUUAGGUGUCUCUUCAAUCAGCUCUAUCUGGAUGGGAGUUCCAGUACCCGAAGCCACGCCUGUAAUAAUUAUUUAUUCUCACAUCAAGCCAGUCUGUAUA